AUGGAAUGCGGCGAGCACGCGAACUGCUACAAGCGCUACGAGUGCAUAGUCAACAAGCUGAAACGGGAAAUCCGCAAAGCCGACGAGUUUCUGAAAAAGUGCGACAAGUGCGACAAGCAGCGACCGAUCGUGCAUCGCUUAACCAACGAGGAGAAGCGCCGAAUCGUCAACAAGCUGAAAUGCGCCUCGCAGGACUGCUGUUUCCUCGUCGAGGAGCUGAGGAUGCACAGGGCCGAGGUGAAGUACCUGACCGGCGCCUAUGAGAAAUUGAUCUUCAAGUACAACGAGAUGCUGACGCGCCAGAGAUGCUUGCUGCAACAGAUAGAAAAUUUGUACGAUCACGCGAAGACGCAGAUGCAGUGCGAGGUCAAAUCCUUUCAAGCCGAGGAGGCUCAAUCGGCCGAGAGACUUUGGGAAUUCCGAGAGGUUCAAAAGCAAGAGAACGAAGCCCUGGAAAAGAUUUUCGAUAGGCUAGUCUCCAAGUACAACGCCAUCGUGGACGAGUGUCAAAAGAGCAAAGUGUGCCCGAGCAAAUGCGUCGAGGAAGACCAGAGGGACAAGCAGCUUUUCUGCGUCGUGACGCAGUCGAUCAAGCAAGCCUUCGACUUGCGAGCGCAAAUAGAGAAUAAGCCUUGCGACUUUUUCCAUUACGCUCUUGCCGGCAGUUCGAACGUCUAGAAAUUUUCGGGGGAGCAAUAAAACAGAACAGCG
This is a messenger RNA of Trichogramma pretiosum, 711 nucleotides long. RefSeq lists its product as uncharacterized. Lineage: Eukaryota; Metazoa; Arthropoda; Insecta; Hymenoptera; Trichogrammatidae. The record is from RefSeq and is a predicted model, not a curated record. The transcript has 3 exons. Bases 1 to 678 code for a protein of 225 amino acids.